Messenger RNA from Mugil cephalus (flathead mullet), 4444 nucleotides. RefSeq names its product calnexin (gene canx). The transcript is spliced from 15 exons. Bases 58 to 1881 code for a protein of 607 amino acids. Gene Ontology annotation, molecular function: calcium ion binding. Gene Ontology annotation, biological process: protein folding. Lineage: Eukaryota; Metazoa; Chordata; Actinopteri; Mugiliformes; Mugilidae. The record is from RefSeq and is a predicted model, not a curated record. Gene Ontology annotation, cellular component: endoplasmic reticulum; endoplasmic reticulum membrane.
UCCCACGUGACCCUCCUCGUUAGUUCCCAGCGGUCGCAUCGCACAGAGCCGGAGACUAUGGAUCAGAGGCUCGGGUUGUUGGUUCUUCUGGCGGCGGGGCUCCUCUGCCUCGGCUUGUCCCCCGUCUGUCAGGCCGACGACCUGGUGGACGACCAGGGAGACGACAUGGACGUGGAGGACGAGAUGCACCUGGACCUGGCCGGAGCUGAGGAGGAGGAGGAGGAGCUGGAGGAGGAAGGAGACGCUCCCAAAACUCCUCCCACGCCCAAGGUGACCUACAAGGCUCCAGAGCCGAUGGGGGAACAUUUCUUUGCCGAGUCUUUUGACCGGGGGACGUUGGACGGGUGGGUCGUGUCCAGCGCCAAGAAGGAAGACGCUGAUGAAGACAUUGCUAAGUAUGACGGUAAAUGGGCGGUGGAGGAGAUGAAGGACAGUAAACUGCCCGGGGACAAAGGUCUGGUCCUGAAGUCUCGAGCCAAACAUCACGCCAUCUCCGCCCAGCUGCUGCGACCUUUCACCUUCGAGUCCGGCCCCCUCAUCGUCCAGUACGAGGUGAACUUCCAGUCUGGCAUCGACUGCGGCGGCGCUUACGUCAAACUCCUGUCUCAGAGUCCUGAUCUGGACCUGGACCAGUUUGUGGAUAAAACUCCGUACACCAUCAUGUUCGGACCCGAUAAAUGUGGAGAAGAUUAUAAGCUCCACUUCAUCUUCAGACACAAAAACCCCAUCACAGGAGAAUACGAAGAGAAACACGCCAAGAAGCCGGAGGGAGACCUGAGGACGUACUACACGGACAAGAAGACUCACCUGUACACGCUGGUGCUAAACCCUGACAACAGCUUCGAGGUUCUGGUGGACCAGACUGUGGUGAACAGCGGGAACCUGCUGACGGACAUGACCCCCCCAGUCAACCCCCCCGCUGAGAUCGAGGACCCGGACGACCAGAAGCCGGAGGACUGGGACGAGAGGCCCAAGAUCCAGGACCCCAACGCCGUCAAGCCCGAGGACUGGGACGAAGACGCUCCGGCUCAGAUCCCUGAUGAAGCUGCGGUGAAACCGGACGGAUGGUUGGACGAUGAGCCCGAGUACAUCGGAGACCCCAGCUCCGUCAAACCUGAGGACUGGGACGAGGACAUGGACGGGGAGUGGGAGGCGCCCCAGGUCCCGAACCCGGCCUGUGAGGCCGCCCCCGGCUGUGGCCCCUGGAAACGGCCCGUGAUCGACAACCCCAGCUACAAGGGCAAGUGGAAGCCCCCGAUGAUCGACAACCCCAACUACCAGGGCGUGUGGAAGCCGAGGAAGAUCCCCAACCCGGCGUUCUUCGAGGACUUGCAGCCGUUCAGGAUGACGCCGUUCAACGCCGUCGGGCUGGAGCUCUGGUCCAUGACGUCCGACAUCUUCUUCGACAACUUCUUCAUCACCAACGACAGGAACACGGCCGAGCGCUGGGCCACCGACGGCUGGGGCCUGAAGAAGGCAGCAGAGGGCGCCGCCGAGCCUGGUCUUGCGACUCAGAUGCUGAACGCCGCUGAGGAGCGUCCGUGGCUCUGGGUCGUCUACGUCCUCACGGUGGCUCUACCUCUGGUCCUCAUCAUCGUCUUCUGCUGCACCGGGAAGAAGAAGAGUUCAGCUUCACCAGCUCAGUACAAGAAGACGGACGAACCUCAGCCGGACGUGAAGGAGGAGGAGGAGGAGGAGGAGGAAGCUGAGGAGGCCGAGAAGAGUCCAGCUGCGGAGGAGAAGAGCGAUGGAGAAGAUAAUCCUGCAGACAAGGAGGAGGAAGAAGAAGAAGAAGAAGAGAAGGACGUCACAGCUGACGAGAAAUUGGAAGAUGACGUCCUGAGGAGAUCCCCCAGAAGCAGGAAGGUCAGAAAAGACUGAAACAACCCUGACCUCAUCAUCUAACCCCCCCCCCCCCCCCCCCCCCCCCAAUGACCCAACCUACCCCCCCCACCUCCUCACCCCAGUAACUCCCGCACCUCACCCCCUGUUCUACUACUAUUCCUCCUCCACUGCGAGGUGAUGAAGCCUGAAUGGAACCGGUGGGGAAGCUAAUCAAGAUUUCCAACAUGGCCGCCAUUUUGAACAGGACGGAGUUAACAUGAUUUAUUUUUAUUUUUUAUUUUAUUUUGUUUGUGUGUGUGUUAUUUCUAAGAGAUUUACUGAGAUGAACUAAAACUUCCUACAUCAUUCCGUAACAACUUCCCUAAUUAGCCUUUUAGCAUCUAGCUAUUAAAGUCCUCAGAUAAUUUGGCAUAGUCUGCCUCCAGCUAAUCAAAGUAAAGAUGCUAAGCUGCUAAUUAGCCUCAGAACAGAUGAGGAAUUUGGCUUAUCUGAGUUAGGCCACAUGCGGUUAGCUUGGCCUAGCAGCUGCCUACUAAUUAGCCUUUUAGCAUCUAGUUAUUAAAGGUCACAGAUAAUUUGGUGUUGUUAUUAGCCUUUUAGCAUGUAUUUAGCUGUUAGCCUAGCAGCGAGAUUAUUCGUCUGUAUGCAGUGAACGUUGCUCUAGCUAAUCAAGCUUAUGAUGCUGAAUCAGAAAAAAAGCUGCUAAUUAGCCACUGAACCUUCCAGGAAAUUUGGCUAAUCUGAAUUAGACCACCUUCAGUUAGCUUGACCUAGCAACUGCCUGCUAAUUAGCCAAAUUAGCAUUAGCGGUUAGCAUUUUAAAUUGUCUAUAAACUGUUAAGUAAACUGCUAACAGUCAGAAAGCUAACUUCAGUCAGUACCUAGCGAACGAUCUCAAGUAACAAGCAACUGAAUGCUGAACAGCCUGGAUGACGCUAAUUAGGCAAAUGCUAGCCAGAAUUAUCCAACAACGGUCAAUGACUCUAAUUAGCAUCAAUGUAUCACCUAUUUAGUCAAGCUAUCCACUAGCUUGUUAGCAAACUCACAAGCUGACAGUUGAUUAGCUCUCUGGGAUUCUAUUAACUGGCUCAUUAGCACCUUGGCUAGCAUGUCUGGCUUGCUAAAUAGCCUUCAAAGAACUUGACAGCUGUCUUGGCUAACUGUAUGUUAGCCUACCCACAGUUAGCAUUAGCCUGAGACCGCUAAGGGAAUAUUCUCAUGUAAAAUGCUGAGUCCUUCCUCUCUCUUCCAGCUGUUCACGGUUCUGAUCCUAUAGCAGAUAAUUACACUCCGACAAUUUCUUCCCUCUUCCAUCUUUGGAGUUUUUUUUAUUUUCUUGUUCUAUAAAUGUGUUUAGUUCUAAAGCAGUUAGCUACUGGUAAGAAAACACUUCAGAGGUCAGAGGUGUGACUGUAAAUGUAGUUUUUGGUCGAGAAGCAGCAGCAGACGAUGACGACGAGAUUAAAACCGUUUUAAUUUCACUGUGACUCCGUUCAGAGAAUCCAGCCCAAAUACAGAUGUUAACUUCACAAUUAUUAUUUUUUAAAAAGCAAAUGACGGAUCCUUCCCUCCUUCCUCCCCUAAAAUAAAUUAGAACUUAACAUGAGAGAGUCUUUCCAUCUGGUUCCUAAGUCUGGAUCAUGUCUCCAUGUGUCCCUGGUUCUGGUCCAGUGGUAGGUAAAGAUCCAUCAGAGGCAGCAGCUGAUGGCCACAUGGUGGCGCUGCUCAUGGCUCUGAACCAACACUGUUGAUUUGUUAAUGAAGCUGCCAUGUUUGGCUUUGGACCGACAUGUUGUCAGCAGGUGGACAGGAACCCAGUCCCUGUUUAAUUGACCCCUCACCAAAAGAAAAAGGCACUAAGGGAUGAAAACACGGCGCUUAACCUCUCACCUGUCCACCUGUGGCUCCUCCCCCCGCAUCCAGCCCCAUGUUUUAAAGACGCGGCACUUCUUCCUCUCUUUACCAGACGCUCUCUGACUAGCUCUCAGUCUCAGCUUGUGGUCUUCACCAGGACACGGAGGACGACUAAUUUAUCUGAUCAGGGAGACCAGGAGAUGUGGCUGAAAGCUAAACACCCGGUUUCUCUUCCCCAAACACGACCUGAAUGAUCAAAGCUCGUUUCGUUGUCUGCUGCUGAUGUUUGUCCGUCCAAAUGAUGUGUUUUUUUAUUUUUUUUUUAUUUUAGAUUCAAAUUAACUCAUUGGGAUUGAACCUGAUCCCUCGUUUAACAAGUGGCCAAGAAAAGUAAUGACCAAGUGGAAAACCGCUCAGAUCUGACUAACUGGUGCAUUAAUCAAUUAAAGUAUUGAUUUCAUGUUGAUUCACUCGUUCUAAACGUGGGUUGUCUACGUUUUAUUGAUGUUCCUGGCAACUGUAGACUGAACACUGUUGUCCGCUGGUGAAACUCUACGACUCUGUAACUCUGUUUUCCUUUUUUCGUUUUUGUGUUUGAUUGAACGGUCGAGUUUGAGCGACCGAUGCCGCAGGAACCUGCGGAUUUGAAUAGAAAUACUGUGAUGAUGGAGAGGACGAGUGCGUGAGGUCAAAGUUUGUUUUGAUGAAUAAAAAAAAAAGGAAAAAUGGCCAAAUGGAAACUGAA